Molecule: messenger RNA, 6071 nt
Organism: Symphalangus syndactylus (siamang)
Lineage: Eukaryota; Metazoa; Chordata; Mammalia; Primates; Hylobatidae
Gene: ACADL
Product: acyl-CoA dehydrogenase long chain
Biological process (GO): fatty acid beta-oxidation using acyl-CoA dehydrogenase; carnitine metabolic process, CoA-linked; long-chain fatty acid catabolic process
Cellular component (GO): cytoplasm; mitochondrion
Molecular function (GO): flavin adenine dinucleotide binding; long-chain fatty acyl-CoA dehydrogenase activity
Source: RefSeq, a predicted model, not a curated record
GUGUUCCCUCGCGACCAGCCUGUGGUGUCCUUGGGGCUCCGGAAGAGCGCGCGCAGCGCCUUUAUGAGGGCGUGUGCGAGCGCUUUUUUGGGAGGACACCACAGGUGGACGCCUCAGCUGAUCGUCCUCCCUCCCGGGGACCCUGCCUCGAGUCGCCUCCGUCGCCCCGCCGCCCCUAGUGUUUCGGACAUGGCCGCGCGCCUUCUCCGAGGGUCCCUACGCGUCCUGGGCGGCCACUGUGCGCCGCGCCCGCUGCCCCCCGCGCGAUGUUCUCAUUCCGGAGGGGAAGAACGUCUAGAAACUCCUUCUGCUAAAAAAUUAACAGAUAUAGGAAUUCGAAGAAUCUUUUCUCCAGAGCAUGACAUUUUCCGGAAAAGUGUAAGGAAGUUUUUCCAAGAAGAAGUGAUUCCUCAUCACUCAGAAUGGGAGAAAGCUGGAGAAGUAAGUAGGGAGGUUUGGGAAAAAGCUGGAAAACAAGGACUGCUUGGUGUCAAUAUUGCAGAGCAUCUUGGUGGAAUUGGAGGGGAUUUGUACUCCGCAGCUAUUGUCUGGGAGGAGCAAGCUUAUUCAAAUUGUUCAGGCCCAGGUUUUAGUAUUCAUUCAGGUAUUGUCAUGUCUUAUAUUACAAACCAUGGCUCAGAAGAACAGAUUAAGCACUUUAUUCCCCAGAUGACUGCAGGCAAAUGUAUUGGUGCACUGGCAAUGACAGAGCCUGGAGCUGGAAGUGACUUACAGGGAAUAAAAACAAAUGCUAAAAAGGAUGGAAGUGACUGGAUUCUCAAUGGAAGCAAGGUGUUCAUCAGUAAUGGGUCAUUAAGUGACGUUGUGAUUGUAGUUGCGGUCACAAAUCAUGAAGCUCCCUCCCCUGCCCAUGGUAUUAGCCUUUUUCUGGUGGAAAAUGGAAUGAAAGGAUUUAUCAAGGGACGAAAGCUACAUAAAAUGGGAUUAAAAGCCCAGGAUACCGCAGAACUAUUCUUUGAAGAUGUACGGUUGCCAGCUAGUGCCCUACUUGGAGAAGAGAAUAAAGGCUUCUAUUACAUAAUGAAAGAGCUUCCACAGGAAAGGCUGUUAAUUGCUGAUGUGGCAAUUUCAGCUAGUGAAUUCAUGUUUGAAGAAACCAGGAACUAUGUUAAACAAAGAAAAGCUUUUGGCAAAACAGUUGCUCACCUACAGACAGUGCAGCAUAAAUUAGCAGAAUUAAAAACACAUAUAUGUGUAACCCGAGCAUUUGUGGACAACUGUCUCCAGCUGCAUGAAGCGAAAAGUUUGGACUCCGCCACUGCUUGCAUGGCGAAAUAUUGGGCAUCUGAGUUACAAAAUAGUGUAGCUUAUGACUGUGUACAGCUCCAUGGAGGUUGGGGAUACAUGUGGGAGUACCCAAUUGCAAAAGCUUAUGUGGAUGCCAGAGUUCAGCCAAUCUAUGGUGGUACAAAUGAAAUAAUGAAGGAGCUGAUUGCAAGAGAGAUUGUCUUUGACAAGUAGACAUCUGCCCACAUCCUGGAAUCCUAUUACAGCUAAUCUGGUUUUAAAUCUGCUCAAGAUAAAAUGUAACUUGGAAAUCGAGGAAACACUAAACAUGUUUUUACCUGCUCUCUCUAUAGAGAAGGAAAUAAAAUAUAAAUAUAAGAUUAACACAGUGGAAGGACACAUCUUUGAAGCCAAAAUUCUAGUUUACCAAUAUAAGGUUUAACUUACAGUUUAUGUAGCCAAAGGUAAAAGGUUUUCUGAAUCUAGAUGCCUAGGUGUUUCAUUUAUCUCUAAAAUUCUAAAAAGCACAAAUUGUUCAAAUCUUCAAACCAAGGCAGAAAUAAUUUUAUGUCGUUAUAGUAUAAAAACAUUAAUAAGAUAGCACAUUGACUUUUAAAGGGAAAAGUAAAUAUAACUUAGAAUGUAAACUCGUUAAGGCUACCAUUUGCUCCAAAUUCCCUAGAACAGUGGCUUUUACCACUGUACUCCAACCCCCUGUUUUUAAGCAAUGGAACUCUUUCUUCAAACAAAAGCUUAUGCAGAACAUCUCUGUGAAACGCUGCUGAGUGAGAACUGCAUUCAUUGAAGCUGGAAGCCAUCAUACCUUACUGCCUUGAAACCCCUAGGACUCAGCUAAGUAUUUGCCUAACCCUGACCAGGGAAUGCCUUGGUUCUGUCAGUUGCUGACACCUGAGAACACAGAAUAAUCCAUCAUUCUUUAAUUUCAAGAUAUUGGUACAUUUUAUAGGUAUCAAAGCUAUGGCUUUUCUUUUGCAACAGUUAAUGUAUUUAUUAACUUAAUGAUUGCUUUAUGUCUUCUAUAAACCAGGCUGUUAAUACAAUGAUGACAAACAAAACUGGCAAGAUCACUAAAAAAUAAGUGAAUAAACAAGUAGUAAAAUAAGACUGGAUAAAGACAAUGUGGUACAUAUACACCAUGGAAUACUAUGCAACCAUAAAAAAUGAGAUGUCCAUUGCAUGUCCAUUGGAGGGACAUGGAUGGAGCUGGAGGCCAUUAUCCUUAGCAGACUAACUCUGGAACAGAAAACCAAAUACUGCAUGUUCUCACUUAUAAGUGGGAGCUAAAUGAUAAGAAAACAUGAAUACAUAGAGGGGAACAACACACAUUGGGGCCUUUUGGAGGACGGAGGAUAGGAGGAGGGAGAGGAUCAGGAUCAGGAAAAACAACUAAUGGAUACUAGGCUUAAUACCUGGCUGAUGAAACAAUCUGAACACAAACCCCCGUAACACAAGUUUACCUAUGUAAUACACCUGCACUUGUACCCCUGAACUUAAAAUGUUUAAAAAGAAGAAGUAAAACUUUUUCAGGGCAAAUUUGUAAAAAUAGCAAAAGAAAUAAAAGGGCAUCCACAUUGGAAAGGAAGAAGUCAAAUUAUCCUUGUUUCUACAUGAUAUGAUCUUAUGUUUGGAAAAACCUAGAGACUCCACCAAAAAAACUAUUAAAACUGAUAAAUUCAGUAAGUUGCAGGAUACAAAAUCAACAUACAAAAAUCAGUAGCAUUUCUGUAUGCCAACAGCAUACAAUCUAGAGAAGAAAUCAAGAAAGUAAAACCAUUUACAAUAGCUACAAGUAAAAUAAAAUAUUAACUUAUCCACAUGAUGAAGUUGUAGAAUUGUUGAGAGGGACUCAGGAAAGUCACCUUAAAGGCCCUGUUUGCUUUCCUACUCUUCUUUCUGCCUGCUGCCUGGGAAAUGGAUAGUUAUGAUUGGGGUUCCACCAGCCAUCCGGGACCAUGAGAUUGCUUUGAAAAUGGAAGCCAGGGCUGAGAAUGGAGAAGAUAAAAUAAUAGAAAGGAUCCUGGGUCUCUGGUGACUUUGUGGAGCUGUUAUAACAGUUCUGGAAUAAUUAACCUGUAGACUAAUUUUAUUGCAUUUCAUUGAUUCUUAAGAUGCACUAUUUAUGUAUCAUUAAAAAAAACACUGCCAAUCAAACUCAUACAAUACUUUCUUACUGCAUGAACUGUGAAGUUAUUCUGAUCUCUGAAAUGUUAAAGUGUGGAUAAAAGGUGUCUUAGAAUCAAUAAAAUAUGUUAAAGGAUUAACCCUUCUGUUUUAAAGCUAUCAUUAUUUUGAGUUUUCUCAUACAUUAUACAUAGCCUAUUUUCCUAGUUUUUAAUUUUAGACUGAGAACUUCUUGAGGUUUCUUAGUCCACUUUCAUUAGGGAGUUCCCAUUUUAAGUAUAUUUUGAUGAGAUUUGACAAAUGCAUGCACCCAUUUGACUUCCACCAUGGUCAAGAUAUAGAACUUUUUUGUCACCCUUUAAUCCCAUCCCAGUCAAUUCUCCCCACUCCAACCCUAAGAAACCACUGAUCUGUUUUCUGUUAUUACUGGUUAGAUUUGUCUUUCUCUAGAGCUUUAUAUAAAUGGAAUCAUCCAAAUUUAUGAUUUUGUGUCUGGCUUCUUUCACUCAGCAUACUGUUUGAGACUCAUCCUUGUUGUUUUAUGUAUCAGUAGUUUCUUCUUUUUAUUUCUGAGUGGUAUUCUAUUAUAUAAAUGUACCAUAAUUUCUUUAUCCUUUCCUUUUUUUUUUUUUUUUUUUUUGAGAUAGAGUUUUGCUCUUGUUGCCCAGGCUGGAGUGCAAUGGCAUGAUUUCCACUCACUGCAACCUCUGCCCCCUAGGUUCAAGUGAUGAUCCUGCCUCAGCCUCCCAAGUAGCUGGGAUUACAGGCAUGUGCCACCAUGCCCAGGUAAUUUUGUAUUUUUAGUAGAGACGGGUUUCACCAUGUUGGUCAGGCUGAUCUGGAAAUCCUGACUUCAGGUGAUCUGCCCGCCUCAGCCUCCUAAAGUGUUGGGAUUACAGGCGUGAGCCACCAUGCCCAGCUCUUUAUCCUUUCAAAGGUGAUGGAUCUUAGGGCUGUUUCCAGUUUGAGGCUGUUGUGAAUAAAAGUGCCAUGGAUAUUCAUAUACACAGGGAAUCAUUUUGUUCCCCUGUAGUCAUGGGCCAGUUCUGUUCUCUGUUAUACUUAGCCCUGGUUUGAAGAUUCUUAUAGGUCUUGCUACCUACCUUUACCUUUUGUCUGCUUGUUUAUAGAUACUGGUUAGUUAAAGCUAAAUCUGUCCUGAGUAGGGAUUAUCAUGUUUAGCCCUUGUGCUUCUAUUUCCCUCUCUAAACCUGAUCAUAAAAGAAUUAAAUAUACUGGAAUAUAACAGUGGGGGACAGUUUCUCAGGGCAUAGAAAUGUGGAGAAAUAAAUAGUACAACCUCCAAUAGACUAGACUAGACUAGACUAGACUAGAGACUAGACUAGACUAGACGAGACUAGAGACUAGACUAGACUAGAGACUAGACUAGACUAGACUAGACUAGACUAAACUAGAGAUUAGACUAGAGACUAGACAGGACUAGGACUGGGACUGGGACUGGGACCGGGACUGGGACUAGACUAGGCUUUCUAUUCUGUGAGAGGUAGUGAGGAAAGAACUCUGGCUUUGGACCCAGGGCUGGGGCCGGGGCCGGGGCUGGGGCUAGGGCUAGGGCUAGACUAGGCUUUCUAUUCUGUGAGAGGUAGUGAGAAAAGAACUCUGGCUUUGGACCCAGUCAGGUCUGUCUUCGAAAUGGGCCGUUUAUUAGCAUAAGAAUCUAGGUACAUUAAUCUCACUGAACCUCAUGUUUUUUUCACCUGGAAAAUGAAUAUAACAUUCACUUUGUGGGAUGUGAAAAUUAAUUUAUCUAGACAAUAAAUAUGCGCUGAGAAUCCACAUGUGUCAGGCCCUGUCCUAGGCUCUAGGGAUAUAGCAAUGAGCGAACCAGCAAAAGUGCCUGACUUCAUGGAGCUUAUGGUCUAAUAUAGGGUGAUAGACAACAAAAGUAAAAAAAUCAAAAUCUAUGUUACAUUAGAUGCUGAUAAGUGCUAUGGAGAAAAACAAAGUAACGAAGUGGGAUAGAAAAGCCCCUUCUUGGCUGUGAGUUGCUUGAAAUUAAAGAUUGAUCUUUAUCCUUUAUCUCUAGCAUUUAUCACAGUGUCAGCUAUACUAAGUGUUGCAUGAAUGUUUCUUGAGUGAAAGGAAUGACUGAAUAAAAACCAGUGUUGAAAAGAGAAGUUUAUCUCAUGAAAUCAUUGUAAUACUGCUUACCUGGACAUUUUAAAAAGCUUCCAGAUAGGUAAUUAUUAUGUCAGCAAGAAUGGUGCCCUUUACUUCUCCUUGUUCUUGCUGGAUUUUAAAGUGUUCUAUUCUUACCACUGUUAUAUUUUUUCUUGGAAAUCAGAAUGCUUUUAAUGUACCUUCUAAAUGAUAUGUCCUUGAUUUAAAAAAAAAACAUUAACUACAUGCAAUUUUCAGACUGUUGUUGAGUAAUAUAGAAAAUAAUUUGACAAAUGAUUCAGUAUAUCAAUUUUUGUAAUAAGGAGAACUGAUAUUCUAUAGUGUCUGGAAAACUGGUAUGCAUAUGCUACAAAUAAUAAAAUCAUGCUUUAGAACAAUAUUCAGUGUCAAGGGAUAGUGUGCUUAAUAUGUAGCUAAAUGGGAUAAAAAACCAGUAUGCACAGUGUCAUACAUAUAAAAUACAGCAGACUUCGCAUAUGAUUGUGGUUUUCUUCUUUGUGCUUUCAUAUAUAUAUCAAGCCCGUAUUAUUUUGUUAAUC